Monoraphidium neglectum is the source of this 1833-nucleotide messenger RNA. RefSeq lists its product as hypothetical. The record is from RefSeq and is a predicted model, not a curated record. NCBI's taxonomy places the organism in Eukaryota, Viridiplantae, Chlorophyta, Chlorophyceae, Sphaeropleales, Selenastraceae. Bases 1 to 1833 code for a protein of 610 amino acids. Gene Ontology annotation, molecular function: metallopeptidase activity. The transcript has 5 exons.
AUGGCCGCUUCCCAUGUGGCGGUGAUGGUGCUUGUGCUGGUGGCCGCCUGCCUCGCUGGCAAGCCCGACAUUCCCAACGUCGUCUGGCACGAGAAUGCUGCCGCCGCGAUCGGCACCGACAUCGCCGAGGUGGCCCGGAACGCGGGUGUGGACGUGCCUGAGCUCCUGCGCCUGCUGACCGACCGCGACAUCGGCUACGACACGGCCAACAAGCGCCUGCUCUACGCAUGCGAGAGCAUGGCCGUGCCCGCCGGCGCCACCCCCGCCGCGGCCCCCGGCUCCGCCACCGCCGGCGCCGCCGACCCCACCGACCUGACCCUGGCGUUCAAGCUGCACAGCCGCCCCGGCGCGCCGCGCCGCCUGGUGCUGGACUUCACGGGCCACACCACCACCGGCACAGCCUGGAACAGCGCGAGCCGCCCCAGCAUCGUGACGCCGCCCUACGACCUGGACGGCGUGCCGUCCACUUUCAGCGAUGCUGAGCGCCGCAACAUCAUCGCCAUCUGGCGCGCCGUGGCAGAGGACUUUGCCGCCUUCGACGUCGAUGUCACCACUGAGGAGACCGACGCGAGCGGCGCGCAGCUCAACCUGGCCGACAAUGGCGCCCGUGCCGUCAUUGGGGGGUCGUCCUACGAUUGGUAUGGCGCAGGCGCGGGCGGCGUGGCCUACGUGAACACGUUUGGCAACACUUACUACGACCCCGCGUUUGUGUUCCCUGCCCAGUUGGGCUCCGGCUACCCCAAGUACGUGUGGGAGGCCACCAGCCACGAGCUGGGCCACCGCUUGGGGCUCAGCCACGACGGCGACACUGUGGGCAACGCCUACUCCACCGGCAGCGGCAUCUGGGCGCCCAUCAUGGGGGUCGGCUACUACAAGGCCGUCACGCAGUUCAGCAAGGGGGAGUAUGCCAACGCCAACAACAAGGAGGACGACCUCGCCAUCAUCACCGAUCCCACCCGCCUGAUGACCAGCGCCAGGGGCUUCAUGGCCUACCGCCCCGACGACCUCGGCAGCACCAUGGCCGCCGCGGCACCCCUGGCCGGCAACCCCACCGCCGCGGACCCUGCGCGCACCACUGCGGCUGCCGUCGGCGUCAUCGAGCGCAGCGGCGACGCGGACUGGCUCUCCUUCGCGGCAGGCGCGGGGCCGGCGACUGUGAGCAUCGCACUCACGCCGGCGUCCCCAGACGGCAACGCGCGCGCCAACGUCGACUUGCGCCUGGAGGUCUGGGCAUCUGGUGCGGCCGCGCCGCUGGCCACCUUCAACACUGCCGGCGCCCUGCUGUCUGGCGCCAACGCCGUCACGCUGCCGGCUGCAGGCACGUACUACGUCGCCGCCAUCGGCACGGGUGACACUGACUUCACCAGCUACGCCUCCCUGGGGGAGUACAGCGUGGCACUCGAGUACCCCACCCCCUCCAGCCCGCCGUCCCCCUCCCCCUCGCCGUCGCCGUCGCCCUCUCCCGCGCCGGCCCGCGAGAUCCGCCUGACCCUCUCCAGCUACUCGAUUGUCACUGGCAGGGGCACCGGCAAGAACCCGGCCACCACCUACGGCGUCAGCGCCAUCCUUAUUGCCAAGGACGAGAACGGCACGCCCAUCACGGGCACCUCCGUCACAAUGGGCGCCACCUGGGCGUCCUCGACGUACAGCAAGUCGUCCACCAAGACGGUGACGUACACCACGUCCGCCGCCGGCACUUUCCAGGUGUUCGCGUCGCCCACCACGACCGUCACGCCCGGCAGCGCGACGCUCACGAUCAACACUGUGUCGGCGAGCCCCUUCACUUGGAACCAGGCCGCGUCGACGCCGGUGAUGACCUUCUCUUGGCCCUGA